Alternaria viburni is the source of this 195-nucleotide messenger RNA. RefSeq lists its product as uncharacterized. Lineage: Eukaryota; Fungi; Ascomycota; Dothideomycetes; Pleosporales; Pleosporaceae. The record is from RefSeq and is a predicted model, not a curated record. The coding region runs from base 1 to 195 and encodes 64 amino acids. The transcript is spliced from 3 exons.
AUGAAGUCUUUCGUCCUCAUCGCCGUUCUUGCUGCUUUCGCAGCGGCAUCUCCCGUCGUACCUGCUCAGAUUUGCACGAAGAUCUGUCUCUUUGAAGAGCCAGACUGCCCAGGUGGGGUGGCUGUCAAGUCUGGUGGAAUAGAGUACGCUUUUGACCCAGAUUUGGGCCUGGUCUUAGCUCAGGCGGAUUGUUGA